AUGUACCCCGAAGGGCAUCCGCCCCGCCCUUGCCGCCCACGCCUGUUCUCCCGCAGCCACAAGUGGAAGCGACAGUUUUGCAAACCCGUGGACCUCGGCUUUGGCGCCCAGAGACUUUCCAGCGGCGCUUUCCCGGGGGUCUGCUCUGCACCUGCGCUCGCCCGCCGCCCGCGGUGCGGGGGGGCCGCCCCGCCUCCAACCCGACACGCCUCCCACCUGCCCCGCGGGCCCGCCUCCAGCCCUCCCCGGGUCCCGGGUCCCGGGUCCCGAGUCCCGGCGGAGGUGCGCAGCCCGGUGGCGCCCCGAGCGCCCCGAGAGCGGGCCGCGGGCUCCGCGGCGGCCGCGCGGGGGGGGGGGGUGCGGCGGGCGAGAGGGGCGGGGCGCGGGCUCCCGCCGCCGCCCGCAGCCGCCCGCCCUCCUCGCGCAGCCAGCGCUCCGCCGGGCUGAGGACCCGGGAGUCCGCGGCGCCGGCUCGGGGCUGCGGGAUGGGGAGUUAGCGCCACGGCGGCCGCAGUGGCCGCAGCGCAGCCGGCCGCCGCCGCCGCCGCCGCCGCCGGGCCGGUCCCGCCGGGGACGCCGGGCGCGGCCAGCCCGCCC
Messenger RNA from Phyllostomus hastatus (greater spear-nosed bat), 597 nucleotides. RefSeq names its product sterile alpha motif domain-containing protein 1. Lineage: Eukaryota; Metazoa; Chordata; Mammalia; Chiroptera; Phyllostomidae. The transcript is spliced from 2 exons. Bases 1 to 447 code for a protein of 148 amino acids. The record is from RefSeq and is a predicted model, not a curated record.